AACUCUAACCAGCUGUGGUGUUGUUCUAUCAUUCCUUUGCAACAACGUCUGACUUCAUUUCUUUUUUUUAAUUUUUCCUACUUGAUAGUUCCAUCAUUAUAUGGAAGAAUCCAGUAGCAGCCAAACUCCAAGGUGUCCUUGUGGAUUCUGGGGGUGAGUACAGGAGUAACGGUCCCAACAAAGGUGGGAUAUAACGGACAGUUGUCGGCGAGGUAGGCAGGGCCGUAUCGGGCCAACCCAUUCAAGAUGGCAUCGGAUACGGCUUUUGUGCCCCGUCAAGCAGUGCACAAACUCUACUCUUAGUGCGUAGUAGCACAUUAUAUGGUCUGCCCAAACCCUGGGCUUGUGCUCCAAAUGCUAUAAAGGUCAGCAGAAAGAGAGAGAGCAAGAAUACGUGGCACAGUCUGCUGAUGCUUCAGACCUAGGUGGAGGACAGGUGUCACAGCCUAAGGCUGUUCGGUCUAGCAAGAUGGACUCAAAGCAUUGCCCUUCUCGCUCCUCUGCUGAUAAUCUGGCCACUCAGUCUUGUGCAUCCCAGCAGUCAAAAGUAGACGACUCACCUGACUCUAAAGUUCCUUCAUCUAUGCCUCCCAAUACUGCAGCUGAUGAACACACAACCAUAUCUGGUGAGGAAAGCAGUGGAAGUUGCCUCUCAUCAGCCCCUGGUGCAGAUCUUGUGGGUGCUAUGGUAACCAGCCCAAUGACAAUGGGCAUGAACUCUAAAGAAGACUGUGCUUCAGAUUCACAAACUGUUGUCCCACAAGCUGGUAGUGGGGCAUUGAGACCUUGUGAGUCAUCCAUUGUGGACUCUGGUUCUGGUCGUGUGCUCCCUGCCUGUGUUGUAGCAGAAGUGAGUGGAAAUGAACGUUUGUCUGCUGCUGAAACCUCUCUACCUCAGAUGCCCGUUUCCUGCAGUAGCAAGCAAGUGGUGCAGGAGAACCUGAAUGUACCAGAGGUCUCCACCCAGACAGUACCUGCUGAUGGGGUUCAGAGUAAGAAAAGAUCACAUGAAGAAAUGGAGAAAGAAGACAGUAGCUGCAUAGCCAUCAAACAGAAAAACAAAAAACGCUGCUUUAAGUGCAGCGUGAGGUUGGAACUUGCCCAGAGAGAAAUUGGCCGCUGUCGUUGUGAUGGUGUGUUCUGCCCUCUGCACCGAUUGCCAGAAAUGCAUGGAUGUGUCUUCGACCAUAAGGAGGAUGGCCGCCGCGAGGCACGGGAAAAGAUGAUCAAACCCACCAGGCACUUGGGGACCUCGUUCCGUCGUCUUGACAGCGACUCUUGAUGGGAGUCGAAAUUCUACCUCCCGCCUUGCCAUGUUGUCAGACCCCUACACCCGUGCAUGCCCUGAGCACCACCCAGCCCAUCUGCUCUCAUCAUUUCCCACCCACCACUUCUUGUUCAGCCUUCCCUUUUCCUGUUACCAAUCUCACUCCAGCCACGGUCUCCUUCCUUUUGCCCCAUCUCCACACCACAAGAGGCCAGAGCCUGGGCUGAGAGCACCAGGCCAGUACAAGCAUCACACAAAGAUAACUGGGGACAGUCACCAGCAGACCUAUUGACCUUGGCAUUGAAUUUGGAAUGCAGAAAAUAAAACACAGACAUAAUUUUUAUAAAUAAACCAAUUUCAAGUUUUUGUCAAAUUAUAAAUAAUGAAUUUCCUUCUACUUGAAGUGAUUGUCGUUUCGGGAAAAUGAAAGUUUAUUUUCUUUGAAGAAACUGCAUUGAGCAACUUUUUUUGGAAAGAGUGCUGCUUACUUCCUAAUAUAAGCAUCAUUUUCUGUGUUGGGCUCUCGAAUAUAUUUCCCCAGCAAGUCAGUGUUUGCUUUAUUGCCCCAUAUUAGCUCUGCAGUGAGCAAAGAAUUUAUGUACCUCGCUCCCUGAGAGCAUAUUGUUCUCAUGUGGUUUUAUGUAUGCAGUGUUAUGCAUGUCCAUUUUUGUUGGGUCUGUUCUGUUUGGGGGUAAUUUUAAUGUUGCUGUUCUCUUUGUGAGUGGGUUUAUGAUUAAAGUGAACAUUAAGUAGCCUGUAUCAAGCUAGCAAAGCCCCCAACUCCACCAAAAUUGACGUGUGUUAUAGGUCAACAAGAGAAUAUGUUUGCAUGCACGCAUUUAUUUUUUCUCUUUCGAUAGAAGCAGGCCUCACAUUAACAUCAAAAUAUACUUGCAUAUUUCACAACUUGAUUUUCUUACCACCAAGAAAUGUUCUAGUGCUUCCAUCCAUUGUCUAUUAACAUUUCAAUGUCUUAAGUUGUCUUAAUUUAUUGAAUCCCCCUCCCCAGUUAUGCUAAUUAUCAUUUGCUUGAAAAAAAAUGUGCUCCAGUAAUUAAGCCAGAGAUUGUACUGCUUUACAGCUGGAGUGAACAAAUGGCCUGCUGUGUCUGAUAAAGACAAGGUACAGCGGUCCAGCAUCCACUAAAACAAGGGGGGAAAAACCCAGGUGUUAGUGUGAUGUUGCAAAGAUGCUGUGAACCACUACAUGAAGUAAAAAGCCUGCUUGUUUGAGCCAGUGGUCAAAGGCAAAUAGUCACUGGAUCAGUGGUGGCAGGAUGGAGAGCUAAUCUUUCUGCAGCUCUCUUGGGAGUAUUGUGGAAGUGCACUGAACAAGUCUUUGGAGCAACACAAUGUUCUCUUACUGCAGUUUUUAUGCAUAGCUUGUGUACAGAACAUAUUCACUCCAUUACUACAUCACAGUUGGAAACAUCUGUGGGCACUAGUUGUAUCAUUAUCUGCAACAAGAAAUGAUUAUAAUGCAUAGUCUGGUGAUGUAUGAAAGUGCUUGAAUGUUUCACAUAUAGAAGCAGAUGUGUCCUGGUGUAUCAGUUUGUGUGCACAACUGUGAAUGCUUGAUUCUGACUACAAAAGCUGUGUGUAUAUGUGUGCAUAUGUUCAAAUGGAUGUGAGGUAAAGUUGAUGUUGCACACGAUUAAAAAUGCUUGAGCAGGUGUGUCUGCAUGCAUGCACAGAUGAGUGCGAGUUAACAUGUAUGCAUUCAAAUGCAUAAACAUAUAUAGCUUUCUCAUUUUGAUUCUACACUGGUGGUUUGAAUGUUUGCAACUGAAAUGUUUUGUAACUUUUGUCCUUGUAUUUCUUGUUUUUAGGAUCAAGCAAAAUAAAGAGCAUGACAUUGCUGA
Pomacea canaliculata is the source of this 3128-nucleotide messenger RNA. RefSeq names its product AN1-type zinc finger protein 3 homolog. The record is from RefSeq and is a predicted model, not a curated record. Gene Ontology annotation, molecular function: zinc ion binding; DNA binding. NCBI's taxonomy places the organism in Eukaryota, Metazoa, Mollusca, Gastropoda, Architaenioglossa, Ampullariidae. The transcript has 6 exons. The coding region runs from base 470 to 1282 and encodes 270 amino acids.